CCGUUUCGCGAACUGACAUAAUAUAACGAUUGUGUGUGUCUACGCAUAACCGCACCCUGGAAUGUUGUGACGUGGUGAGUGCUGUUGUUAAACUCGGCAGAUCCUGCGAUGUACUGUAUUGCCAGUGAAUGUGUGGCAUGCCGGUGCCCCUAACUGCUCGUCGCUUAAGUAUAGGAUGCGAACCUGUUCAGAUAUUGUGAGAUUAUGGCGAUUAAAAUUCGCUAUGGGACAAAGUGGUAGUGCAAUGCAGUUAUCGGCGACAUUGCUGGUGUUGCUUCACUUAUCAAUGCACGUUGUGGAUGAAGGACAGGCUGUAAAUCCUAGUUGCUCCUGUAUCCGUUUCACAUCGACGCACGGCAAGGAGCGCGGUACAUUCAGUAGCCCCGAUUACCCGCUACCCUACCCGCGAGGUAUCUGCCUUCUGUAUACCUUCGUCGCCGCCCCCCACCAGAUUGUGGAGCUGAUGUUUACAGACUUCGACGUUUUUAAGGAUGAUCUUGAUUGCAUACGCGGCGACUACAUAAAGGUGUACUGGGAAGUCCAAGGCCCUGGACCUCCUGGGGCCAUCAAUGAACGCUCAGCAUGGGCAAGAGCUCUAUGUGGAAGCAGGGCUGAUGUUCCGCCGGCUCUGUACUCCCCUGGACCAUCCAUGGUGUUGGAGUUUCAUACCAGCUCAAAGAUCAACAACGCUACGGGAUUUCUUGGAACUUACAGCUUUAUUGACAAACGUUUGUUCGAAACCGAGGGCGUCCGGAUACCUGGAACGGAGUGUGAUUACCAGUUCAGCCGGUCCGGUAACCGACCGACACACGGUCGACUAUACAGCCCGCAAUACCCGUCCAUAUACCCUAACAACGUGCGAUGCUCUUAUCAUUUUCAUGCCAGGCCAAAGGAUCGAGUGAAGGUAGUCUUUGAAGAAGUCUCCCUACAGAAAGGGGAUAUAAGUUGCCUGCGCCGUGCGGACAUCAUCAAAGUAUUCGACGGCAGGGACACCGAGUCGCCGGCCAUCGCGAUGCUGUGUAACGAGUUUACAGGAUAUGAGGUGCUGUCGACGGGACCAUCUCUUCUGCUGCAGUUCACGGCCAACUCCGCGUCCCCGGGACAGGGUUUCGCUGCCACCUAUCACUUUCAACCUCCACCUGAUUCUACUGCAGCAGAUUCUGAUCGACUACUGAAACUAAGCUUUGGAAAGGCGUUUGAAUCUCUGGGGCCUGAAGUUAGCGCAACAACAUCAUCUUGUCAUCAAGAAUUCAACAGCGAUGGCUUAAAGCACGGCACCCUCACGUCACCUCACUACCCUGCUGCAUAUCCCCCGAAUACGCACUGCCAUUAUGAGUUUUUCGGAAGAGGAAAGGAGAGAAUAAGAUUAAUAUUUCAAGACUUCUUUUUGUACAAAUCUACGGAUGGGUCAGGAUGUACGAACGUAGACUCCCUUCAAGCCUUCGUUAACGUCGACGGACGGCUAGAAAAUGUUGCAACGUUUUGCGGAGUGGACCUCCCUAAGCCAAUUAUGUCGAACGGGCCAAAGUUAAUGCUUGAAUUCCGAGGUACACAUUCGUCGAGGCACUCAAGAGGAUUUAAAAUAUCAUAUUCCUUCGUUGAAAAUUUCGGUAUAUCAACAGGGCGACAGUUAAAGGAAUUUCCAUGUGCAUUUGUGUAUAAUAGUAGUGAAUCGCGCAACGGAACCUUCGCUUCGCCAAACUCACCUGGACCGUAUCCAAGAGACACAGAGUGUUCUUACUUCUUCCACGGUGGACAGACUGAGAAGGUCCAUUUAUACUUUACGCACUUCGACGUGGAGGGUGUUUUACCGUGUGAAGCAGUGUCGGCAAGUGAUUAUGUAGAAUUUUCUAAUUCUAUGACUGAAGACAAUAAAUAUGGCAGAUAUUGUGGACAGAUGAAGGAGUUUCAUGUAGAAUCCGAAAGAAGCUUUUUCAAAGUUACCUUUCGAUCUAAUGAUAGGCUGGACGGCACUGGCUUCAAAGCGAUGUACCAGUUCCUAGAAGCUACAGAUGAAUAUCAAGCACCAAUUUACGAUAAGGCUUCCAAAACUUUAAGUUUAUUCGGAGAGCUAUUGCUGAUAUCUCUGGCUGCGACACUCCUGUAUCUAUAUCAUUUAUGAAGUGAUAUUAGAAUUAUAAAUAUUGAUAGUUUAAUCCUGUACAUUUUGUACCAUAGUCUGUGCCAUACACUGUAAUUAAAACGUAGGCGUGCAAUAUUUUCUAUAAAAUAACUAUUUCUAUUUAAGUUUUCAUCUAAUAUUACCAACUAAAGCAAUAUAACACAAUAAAGUUUUAUUCACGCUGGCACGUUAUUAUAAAUAAAAUAAAAAUAUGUAUAAAUUGA
Pararge aegeria (speckled wood butterfly) is the source of this 2346-nucleotide messenger RNA. It is a transcript of the gene Sol1, whose product is annotated as suppressor of lurcher protein 1-like. Lineage: Eukaryota; Metazoa; Arthropoda; Insecta; Lepidoptera; Nymphalidae. The record is from RefSeq and is a predicted model, not a curated record. Gene Ontology annotation, cellular component: plasma membrane. The coding region runs from base 176 to 2122 and encodes 648 amino acids. The transcript is spliced from 15 exons.